Messenger RNA from Aspergillus novofumigatus IBT 16806, 4876 nucleotides. RefSeq lists its product as uncharacterized. The coding region runs from base 467 to 4378 and encodes 1303 amino acids. Lineage: Eukaryota; Fungi; Ascomycota; Eurotiomycetes; Eurotiales; Aspergillaceae. The transcript has 6 exons. The record is from RefSeq and is a predicted model, not a curated record.
GCCACCACAAGAACCACCCUCACUAAAUGCUUCACUUAUGUGUGGCUUGCGGAGGAUCUGUGUAUAUACCAGCGAACCUAGAUCGAAGCAAUGUAGAAGAGGCAUACCUCCAGCCCAGUUGCUCUGGCCUUGAUGCCGGCUUUUUCUCUUCUAAUUCCCGUUGAUUAUGUACACAGCGACUGUCGCGGUGCAUUGGUCGGUUGCGUAGUAGAUGAGGUGUAGAUGUAGGAUAUGGAGUGUCGCCGAUCCCAACACCACCCUUUGUUUCUCCAGUCAUUUAUAUGUGAAAUUUUGAGGACCGGAAGACCAAAUACGCAAGAUCAUUUUCAAUUUUAAAUAUCUUAGCGACAGUGAACGAUCCGCUUGCCUGUGACACAUCUCAUCCUUCCGGCUCCAGCCACAAGAUUUUGACUCUUUACUUCAUUUUCGGCCCACGCUAACCCAAAACAGCCACCUCACCUCCAACAUGAGCCAGCAGAGCAGCCACGAUGUGGUAAAUCAGACCCUGUCGGGCGGCGAGCCUUCGCCUUCCGACGUUCCUGCGAGCACCAAAGACAAGAUCUCUGCUGGAGGGGACGUGGGGGAGACUCAACAUACCACCGCAACAACACAGACCACGACUGAAACGAACGAUCCACAAAGCCAACCAGAGCCCAGUUCUUCCGACACAUCACUCGCGAAGAAUGAGACAGAAAACGAGUCUGAACGACCAUCAACAGAAAAGGAUAUCUCAAAGCAGGGGCCCGGGCCAGUUGCCACGCGAGCACUCGAAAUGAACGGGGUAGCCUCGGUGUCGGAUGCCGGAGAAGACACGGCUUCCCAGGGUGGCUCGGAGUCAGAUGCCAGUCGAACAGACGGUAAGCGUGUGGGCUCGAAGAAGCCGACAACUUUCAAACCCGUUUCUUUCGCCAAAUUUUCCGUGCCCAAAGCCCCGGGAGCGCUUGCUACGGCUAAACCGUCUGAUAAAGCCCCCUCGUCUUUGACUACACCGUUGGGCGGUCCAUUGCAGAGCUCUCGUCCGCGCUUGGUGGCCAAGACGACCAGCGGCCUCCGUGACUCGCUCUCAAAGUCAGGAACAGGUGCAGGCAAGGCUGGUGCGGGUGGACCUGAUCCAAAUCAGGUCUGGAACAAGAAUAGACCCGUGCAACCUACGCCACCCAAGCACUUGACAGAUGAGGAACUCAAGCAGCAAUACGGAAUUCAUAUGACCUCUCGCAUCCAAGAAGAUGGUGGUGGGACCGAGGCGAAAUGGGCCGAUAUCGAUGACGACGAAGACGACUGGGCUCCUGAGACGAUCGAAUGGACUGAUGGCACCAAGACGAGCCUUACUACUCAUACGGAGGCAGUACACGCUCCCGGCCAAGACACCAAGACGGCGAAUGAAGCGAAGGUCGAUUCUCCUGCACCAGAGCAAGCCCCUGCCAUUAAAGAGGUGACCAAGAUCGUCACGAAGCCCACAACGACUAUCGGACCCAAUCCUACCGUUCUCAGGCUUGGCGCAAAUGCGGAAAGGCAGGCGAAGAGCGCAACCAUCUUGUCGAAAGGACCAAACGACAAGGCAUCCUUGUCGUCCACGAGCCCAGCUCCUCCAUCUAAAUCACCUUGGGCCCCACUGCCGCCUGUUGAAAAGGCAUCCCCAGUGAUGCCGCCUGUUCAAGUUCAACCUCCCGGCCGUGCUCCUGUCAGAGAACACCAAGUUAGCGAACCGCCUACCGGAAUUGUCCACCCAAAGGAGAUUGCGGCGGAUGACUUCAAUCGAUCGUGGAAGGACACGCACUCUGGAACAACUCGUGAAUUGUACAACUCUAGAUCGGGUCGCUAUGAGCCUGUACCAGAGAGGAAAGCGCCGUGGCGAGCUGAGCAGCAAGGCUUCCGCCCUUCUUCUCUUUUACAGCGGCCGACACCAGGUGAGCAGGCAGGACCUGCGGAGCCUUCUCCAGCAUUCCAAACUCAUCGGUCAAGUGGCCAAGAUGCCGGGCAUUGGACGCGUCGGCGAACUUCAUCCAACGUCAGCGGAGGAAGUGGGAGCUUUGGACGUCGGAUGUCGAUCGGCCGCCCUGAUGGGCCGCAGAGAACGUUUGAAGCAAGAAGAGGCUCGCAGGUCAAUGGAAUCAUAGACCCGUCCCUUCAGAACAGAGAGUCGGUGCAUCCGAAGGACGUAUCUAUGCACGAGGCUUCCUCGGCCCGCCAUCCACCAGGUCCAACAUGGCCUCCACGUGCAGCUGCGGGCCCGCCGGACAGUGUCGCGAACGCACCUCGAGCUGCGUCUCAGUCAUCUGUGCCUCCGGCUCCAGAAGCUCAGGAUGCUACAGCGCAAGCGCCGCAGGAAGAUCCCGUCGCGAUGCAGGAACGUAUCAUGAAGGAAAAGCGACUUGAAGCUCGGCAGCGCAGGUUAGAGCAAGAAGAGAAGGAGGAAGCUGCAAAACGUGAAAGAAUUCGACAGAAGCUGGAGGCACUGGGUCCACCGCCCGAGAAACCAAAAUCCAAAAACAAGGAGUCUCUGGAAGGUGAUAAAGCGGAAGCCAAGGCGUCCCUGACCGUCACGCAAGCAGCACAAUCCCCUCCUAAACCCCCGGUACCAGAGCCAACUGGCGAACCGAAGCAAUACGGGAUGAUGAAAGUCCAUCAUCCCGACGCCGUCAAAAAGCUCGUCGCCGCGAAUGAAAAAGAACGAGCUGCUGAACGGUCGGCUCCCGCGGUCAAUGCUCGACGUCCUGCUUCGCCAGCUCGCGAUCCUAAACUGGAGGCUACCACAGGACCUCAGGAGACUAGCGAUUUUCGGCAGUCCCGUCUUCCUGAGAAAUUGCCCGAAGCAACAAUUGAAGAGCCGAGUUCCCAAUGGAAGAGUAAUCUUAGUACUUCGAGCUCAUAUUCCCCUUGCCCUCGGGGCUUCCCGUCGAGAGACAUCUCCCUUCGUGGUCCUCUCGGCCUCGACCAACCUGCAAUCUCUUCUGGCCCACAACCGUUUUCUGCCCCCUCUCGACCCCAACAAGAGCCUACGUCAAUCUCUCCUUUGCCUUCUACCGAUGUUCGACAUGCGCAGUACGACUCUAUGACCCCGGUUGUCCGACCAGGGCCAAUAGGGCCUCCAAGUGUACACCAGUCUCAUUGGCAACAGGAACCGCGUGUUACCGGUACUACCGCUUGGAAUAAUUUUCACGCGGUUGCUGCUAAACGUGAAGCGGAAGAGAAUGAGAAGCUCCUAAACGAGAUGAACACAAUGCGGGAUAGCCAGCCUUUGCAUGCCACAUUCAAUGAAACAUGGCGACAGGUCCGCACUGGCGACCAGAGUGGACAGAGGCAGGUUGUCGGUAUUCAUAGGCCAACCGACACUUCAAGUUCGAUCUCCAACCAUCUGCCUGGUUUCGAUCAUCCUGUCGCGACUCUACCCUUCGCUGAUACUCAUGCUCGUCCACUGAACAGUGUGCCAGUUCGCAGUUCUCGAUUCUUCCCUCAGGCCACGGAGCAAUAUAAACGGCCGGCCUUUGAGGAAGAUGAGCAUUUCCGAAGCCCGUCUCCACCACCACCAGAGGAACUGUCGAGUCAUCCAGUAUAUAUGACUGAUUCUACCCGACCUUUGGUCCACCUUCCCGCCCCUAAACCCAUUGUCAAACUACCGCCGAAAAUCGUUGCGCCGCCACCACCUCCUACAUUUGCUUCUAUGGUUGCCGCUCCUCCUCGCGUCCCAGCUCAAGCUCAACCCAUCUCAGCUGCAACCUCCUGGCAGGAGAAGAUCAACUGUCUUUUCGGCAAGAAGACUGUACAUGAGAAGAAAAAUGCUUUGGCAGUCACGUCAGCAUCGAAAGAACCUCUCGAUGUCCAGCUUCAUAUUGCUGCAGUGUCUGUAUCUCUCCCCCUUCUUGCUGAGAAUAUGACUCAAGUUGGCGACGGAAUAGCCAGCGCCAAGCAAGUCGAAGAGACUGAGGAGAUCUUCGAGGAUCGCGAAGCAGGUUCUUUGCCUGUUGUUCGAGUUCCCAAUGCUGCGCCUCCAGCAGCUUGGCAUGCCGCUCCAGCACCGUCCCAAUCCCGGUUACGGUUCAAGAGUCUCAAGCCGAUGCAAAUCCACAGCAUCGAGCCUUUUAUUUUGGGCCUCGGUGACAGGGAUUCAUCUGGCAAUUUUCGGGUGUCCAUCCGCUUCCCCGGCGCUAUCGCUGCGAAAACCGUGACUCUUCCAAAGAAGGCAGGAAGCCAAAAUCCUCGACAGCGCGGGCCUUCGACUUUCAAACCACGAAAGAAUACAAAAGCUCGGGAAGGUCCUGGAAACUCUAAUACCAAGAAGACAGCCACUACUCAGCAGAACGGCGGCAGCGCCUCUUCGCCCCGGCAUCAACCGCGGAAUACAGCGUGGGCACCGCGCACAAUUAGCGCAUCUCACUAAGCUGGUCCAGCUUAUUCAUGUGGAGGAAUGCGCCUCUAUUCUUCGAAAUUACGUCUGUUAGCUCUGCCGUGGCAAUUCUCGGGUUUCGGAUAUUCAUUCAGCGGUUUCUUCGGUAUCUGGUGAGCAACGCAUAUGGGAUAUCGAACGGGUUUGCGUUUGCCUUGAACUUCUAGUACUCUUCUCAAUGUCCUUUGCAUCGUACAUUAUCCUCAUCAGUACUCGAUUCGAAGUAACAGUCUCAUGGUGAGAGACACAACAGUCACAUAUAACAUUCUCUUCCUCAUACACCGACAUCACUUCAACCUCGAUUCUCAAUCGAUCAGUCGAUCUUCGUGCUACUUAAUAUGUAUCAUUGUCCGUGCAGCUGUUCUAUCACUUAUUUUUCGAGGUCUUCCUGGUAAUUCAGAAAAGGCAUCAGACAGCUCCUCGUAUUAUUUCAGUGUCGGAAUCAAUGCAAGAUGAAACAAACACUCAACCAGUGCUGUAUUUAAGUUCGGC